Molecule: messenger RNA, 5804 nt
Organism: Xiphophorus couchianus (Monterrey platyfish)
Lineage: Eukaryota; Metazoa; Chordata; Actinopteri; Cyprinodontiformes; Poeciliidae
Product: attractin-like protein 1
Exons: 30
Coding region: 869-5068 (1399 amino acids)
Cellular component (GO): Golgi apparatus
Molecular function (GO): protein binding
Source: RefSeq, a predicted model, not a curated record
UGUCAGAUGUUUUUAUUCAUUUGCCUUUUGGACUAAGCAUCUGGAUUUAACUGCAAAUUGUUUAGUCAAUCAUAUAACUAUGCAUUCAGACAUCCGUCCUUACUAUGGUGACUCUUUAUCACCUCUGCGAUCUGUCAAUGCUUCAGGUGUGUGAAACCAGGCCAGUGAUGCCGCUGCAGGCGUUUGUCACCAGCUUUGUCUCUGCCUCCUUAAAAGGGACCUGCCCCUUUAACCGCGUGCCGUGGUCGUACUGCUAAUGCUCGCUCUGGGGGUUUUGUGUAGGACUCCCCCCACCCCCAUCCCAACCCCAGCUGUGGAGCUAUCACACAGCGGAGCGAGGGGAAGCUCCGGACGGCAGCAGGAGCCGCGGCUGUCGCGUCCACCCGCCGCAGAUCGGAGCCCAAGUCUUUGUUAGCAGAUGAGUUGCAGCGCAGGGCGAUGAGAUCUCGCUUGGAUGUUAAUUUCCAACGCGAAGAGCGCUUCAUCCUUCCGGGGCUGUGUGUUUACUUCCUGACGCAGGAUUCUUCGCCGCAGCUGAAGUUUUCUGGAAGACUUAAAAAUGCAGAAAAUGAAUUUUCUUGUAUGUUUAUUUGCUGCUCGGAACGAAUUGUUCCAGGUGGAGACGCAUCAGUAGUGUUUUCUAACUGCUUCCAUCAAAGUUUCUUGCCGUGUUCUGCCCACCUCCCCCAGCUUCAACCCACGCCGCUCAGCAUGUUCUGACAGCCCGCAAGUAAUAGUUAUCUCCAGGCUCCUUCUUCAUCGGGGUUACAGGUAGGGCAACCUGAGCCGACCCGCCUCACUGCUGAUCCCCGCGGAUCAGCUCCGGGAAAGCGGCAGCCUGUGUUGAGCUCAGCGCGCUCCCAUCAUCAUGGAUCCCGCUGGAUGUAAACAUCUACCCGCCUGGGCCAGGUCAUCAUCUGGGCUGUGGAAAACAUAUCUGGGAUUACUGGUGCUGCUUCAUCUGGUGCUUCACGCCGGGGCUUCGUCGGCGCCCUGCGAUAAGAGCUGUUUUUCAGGGAAGUGUGUCAACGGGAGCUGCGUGUGUGACCACGGCUGGGUCGGAGAUCAGUGUCAGCACUGCCAGGGAAGAUUCAAGUUAACGGACCUGUCAGGUUCUCUCUCAGAUGGUCCAGUUAACUAUAAGUACAAGACCAAAUGCACUUGGCUAAUUGAAGGAUACCCUAAUGCAGCGCUCCGGCUGCGCUUCAAUCACUUUGCCACAGAGUGCAGCUGGGACCACAUGUAUGUCUACGACGGCGACUCCAUUUAUGCUCCCUUGAUUGCUGUGUUCAGUGGUUUGGUGGUGCCGGAGGCUAAAGGGAAGGAGUCGGUACCCGAGGUGGUGACGACGUCCGGGUAUGCCCUGCUCCACUUCUUCAGCGACGCUGCGUACAACCUGACUGGUUUCAACAUCGCCUACUCGAUAAACUCCUGUCCCAACAACUGUUCGGGCCACGGCCAUUGCAUCGCGGGGAAUUCAGUGGCGGGCCGCGUGUAUUGCGAAUGUGACGAGUACUGGAAAGGCGAGGCCUGCGCCGUUCCCUACUGUAGGGAUGACUGUGGCAGCCCGGACCACGGCUACUGCGACCUGACCGGAGAAAAGCUCUGCGUCUGCAACGACAGCUGGCAAGGUCCUGACUGCACCAUCUCUGUCCCCUCCAUGGGGGCCUUCUGGAUGCUGCCCAGCAUCAAACCGUCGACUCAGUCCCUGGGCCGGGCCUCCCACCGAGCCCUGGUGCAUUCUGGGUUGAUGUGGGUGGUGGGAGGCUACUCCUUCAACUACUCUAACUACCACAUGAUGCUCAACUACAACCCGGACACCAGCGCGUGGGACGUGGUCCCCGCCAGCAAUGGACCCCUCUACAGAUAUGGACACUCUCUGGCUACCUACCAGGAUUGUAUUUAUAUGUUUGGUGGAAAGUUGGAGACAGGCCCUGCUAGCAUCACAGACGAGUUGUGGUUGUUCAAUGUCUCCACUCGUAGCUGGUUGCCACUAAAACCAGCUUCAGUACCUCUUUACGCCCUGGAGGGCCACACGGCUCACGUGGUGAUCCUGCCCAACGGCGACCCGGUGAUGCUGGUGUUCUUCGGCUACUCGUCCAUCUACAGCUACAUCAACAAAGUUCAGGAGUACAACAUCAGGUCGAACUUGUGGCAGGUUGUGUCUGUCGGAGGUGCCAUGGUUCAGGGAGGUUACGGCCACAGCAGCGUGUAUGACCAGGCCGGUGGCUGUGUGUAUGUCCAUGGGGGAUACAUGGCACUGAGCCACAAUAAAUACGGCCUUGUGGACCACAUGUACCGCUACAGCGUUGCCACCAGAACAUGGUUGAUUCUCAGGGAGAGCGGGUUGCCGCGGUACCUCCACUCGGCAGUGCUGUUGAGUGGCACAAUGCUGGUGUUUGGAGGAAACACUCACAAUGACACAUCUCUAAGCAAUGGAGCCAAGUGCUUUUCUGCUGACUUCUUGGCAUACGAUAUAGCUUGCGAUAAAUGGACAGUCCUUCCUAGACCAGGACUCCACAGAGAUAUCAACCGCUUUGGACACUCUGCUGUGGUCAGCAAUGGCUCCAUGUACGUCUUUGGAGGCUUUUCGGGUCUGCUUCUGAAUGACGUGCUGGCCUAUAACCCUCCAUCCUGCCAAGCCUUCUCGUCCCCAACUCUGUGUUUGGCGGCUGGGCCGGGAGUUCGCUGCCUCUGGGUGAAAAGCAGAUGUCUCCCAUGGGAGUCCAAACAGCACGAUCACAUCGUCCCGGCUUCUUUCUGCCCUGCACAACCCGACAGCACAGACGAACAGUGCAUUCGCUUCUCAGACUGCGCCAGCUGCACAGCCAACACCUGGGGCUGCCAGUGGUGUGAGGACAGGAAGUGCAUCUCCGCCUCGAGCAAUUGCACCGUGCUGACUUUGGAACUGGCCCAGCAGCACGGCGGCGCUCUCUCUCUGUCUCCACCUCCAUCCAUGUUGUCUGAACAUCAGCUCAGCUUGUGGAAGCAUGGCGCGCAAAGGAGGGGACAUUCAGUGAGAGACUCGUCCAGGUGCAAGCGACGGGAGGAGCAGGAGUGUUUCCGACUGGCCAACUGCCGGAGCUGCUCCCUGAACAGUAACUGUCAGUGGGAGGUGCAGCAGCAGGAGUGCCAGGUGCUGCCCGGGCAGCUUUGUGGGGAUGGCUGGUACCACGUCGGGGACGUCUGCCUGAGGAUCAACUCCAGCAGAGAGAGCUACGAUAACGCACAGCACUACUGCAAAAACCUGGGAGGAAAUAUAGCCUCUCUGCUCACAGACAACCAAGUUGGUUUUGUUCUGGAGGAGCUACACAAGUAUGAGCUCGAAAAUCAGAGGUUAUCUCCGUGGGUGGGCCUGCGGAAAAUCAACGUGUCCUAUUGGGGCUGGGAGGACGCGUCCCAAUUCACCAACAGCACUCUUCAGUGGUUGCCAGGGGAGCCCAGUGACUCAGGCUUUUGUGCCUUUUUGGAGAGAACGGAGUCGAUCGGACUUAAAGCCAAUCCCUGCACCGCCACCACUGACGGCCUGAUCUGUGAAAAAGCUGCUGGGAGUCUGCAGAGUCAAAACGCUCGUCCCUGCAAGACACCAUGCGCCCUGCGGACCAGCUGCGCCAACUGCACCAGCCAGGCCAUGGAGUGCAUGUGGUGUGGGAGCACCCAGCGGUGCAUGGACUCCUCGGCGUACGUCAUCUCUUUCCCGUAUGGCCAGUGUAUGGAGUGGCAGACCCAGGAAUGUUCUGCUCAGAACUGUUUGGGUCACAGGACCUGCACCGAGUGCCUGGAGAGAGUCGAGUGUGGCUGGUGUGGCGACCCCAGCAACACCGGCAGAGGCGUGUGCAUGGAAGGUUCCUAUCGUGGGCCCCUGAAGCCUUCAAGCACCAGGUCUGGAUCCAGACUGCGGGACAGGGACAUGGUGGUAGAUCAGAGCCUCUGCUCUUCGGACAGAGGCCACAAUUGGGCCUUUAUCGAGUGUCCAGUGUGUCAAUGUAACGGCCACAGCAGGUGUGUGAACAGCAGUGUGUGUGAGCACUGUGGGAACCUGACAGCAGGGACUCACUGUCAGACCUGCAUCCCUGGUUACUAUGGAGACCCCACCAAUGGAGGGAAGUGUAACGUUUGUAAGUGUAACAACCAUGCCAAUUUGUGCCACGUCAGCUCUGGAAAAUGCUUCUGUACCACCAAGGGCAUCAAGGGAGACCAGUGUCAGCUAUGCGACUCAGAGAACCGAUACCUUGGUAACCCUCUCCGUGGAACCUGCUACUACAACCUGCUGAUCGACUACCAGUUUACUUUCAGCCUGCUUCAGGAGGAUGACCGCCACUACACCGCCAUCAACUUUAUGGCCACACCAGAACAGGCUAACAAAAACCUGGACAUGUCCAUUAACGCCUCCAACAACUUCAACCUAAACAUCACCUGGUCCUUCAGCUCAACAGCUGGUACCAUAUCUGGUGAGGAGAUGUCUGUCAUAGCGAGGACGAACAUCAAGGAGCACAGGGACAGCUUCUCAUGUGAAAAGUUUAACUUCAGGCUUCACCACAACAUCACCUUUUACGUCUACGUGUCCAACUUCAGCUGGCCAAUCAAGAUCCAGAUCGCUUUCUCUCAGCACAACAGCAUCAUGGACCUGGUGCAGUUCUUCGUUACCUUCUUCAGCUGUUUCCUGUCGUUGCUGCUGGUUGCUGCUGUGGUUUGGAAAAUUAAGCAGACCUGUUGGGCUUCCCGGCGUAGAGAGCAGCUGAUGAGAGAACGACAGCAGAUGGCCAGUCGUCCCUUCACUUCGGUUGCCGUGGCGCUGGAGGUGGGCGGCAACCAAGAGGAGCUGCAACAGGGGGUGCCAAAGCUUGUUGCCAUGGAGCCGUGUUGGGGCAGCCGAGCAGGAGUCCUCACUGUGCUGCUGCAUCUCCCAAGACUCCCGUCUGGAAUACCUCCACCUGGACAGUCUGGUAUCGCCAUAGCGAGCGCUCUGGUGGACACAUCUCAGCAGCGAGUCGUGGACUCUAAAGAAAGAGGCCUUGGUCUGAAACACCGCAAACACAUCGUUCACCAUCAGGGGACCUGUGUAUGAAGGUUGUGAGGAGUUGACUCUGGUUGACUUGUAGACUGCCCCUCCAGAAUAUUGAUCAGAAAGGUGAAGAUGGAUGGCAACUCAUGGAUUCUUCCAGCUUAAAGGUCAUUUUCUUGUUUUCCCUGUUUUUAUCACAACUUUUUAUGCAAGAAAAGGCUGUUUUUCAAUCUGUAAACCAAACUAAAUAUCUCAACAGCUCCAAUUAAAUGGUUAAAACCCUCAUGACGUUAUUCAAUGGCAAGCUGUCAGUGUGAGGAGUUUUAACCUUUAUUGUCACUGAAGGACUGCGUUUUGAUCUCUGGAUUGGACAGUUGAAUGAUUAGUGAAACAUUUCUUUUUACCUGCACCAUUUGAACUUGUAGAUUUUGAUAUCUGCUCAGGUCCUCUGUGAUUGGGAGGUUCUGUCUGAAUGCACUGAAAUGCUUCAUUCGUACUUUUAUGCAAACAUGACGACACAUAACCAGACGUUUCAAAAAAACCACUAAUUCACAUGACUAUUUGUUAAUCACUGUGAAGCAACAUAAUCCAACUUUCCUCUUUUUUGUUUGAUUGCAACAUAUCAAAACAUAAACUAUUUAUUAAUUAUGCAAAAUUAAUGUAAAAAAGUUUUGCAGGUUUUACAAAUGCACUUUUUUUUACUUACAACUGAUUUUAUGGAAUUUGUACAGUUUUACCUUUUUUGCUUGAACCCUCUGGCUCUUUAUCAACUUAGUGAAUAAACAUAAAAAUCACAGCA